AUGAUCACAACAGGCUAUGAGCUUUUGUUCAUUAGCAAUUUAGCUCUCUUUGGGGGAUACUUGCUGGACAAGACCGUUGCCUUUACAAUGGGCUUUCCAUUAGGUUCUCGAAUUGCGUCGGGCCGAGAAGUCUUAACACCGACGAGUAUCACAUUGCCGCGAGAUGUUGACUACUGGACAUUUCGAAAUAACGGUAAACCUUUCCAAAGCAAAGACUGGGUCCGACUGAAGAGAAUAGCCGAUGGCAACCCUAAUGAACAAGCAAUUGGAGCAUUUGGUGUUGGGUUUUAUAGUCUGUUCUCGAUCACGGAUGAGCCCUUUGUCCAGAGCGGCAACGAAUGGAUGGGCUUUUACUGGCGCAAAGGCAGUGAGCAGCUAAUUGCGAGACGGGGAUAUAUCCCUCCGCACUUGCAAGAUUCUGAAUGGACCUCCUUCGAAAUGCCUUUACGAGAACCUACCCCACUACCGGGCUCACCUUUGGAUAUUGCCCGGUUCUUGGCUACGAGUUUAACAUUUAUGGUACACCUCCAAAGUGUAUCUCUUUACUUCGACGGAAAAUACUUGGCUCAAAUUGAGAAAACGACCGGUAUUCCAAGAAAACUAGAUAUACCAUCAGGAUUGAAAUUGACGAGCCCAAGUGGGUUAAUGAGUACGACGAGGAUAACAUCUACUUCUCUUUACAUGAAAGCCACGCUUCCUCGCUGGACACAAAGUACUGCAGAAAUAAGCAAUUCAUCAAAGAUUGAUCAGAGUAUUACGUCGGGCCCAGUCGGCUCACGCCCUGUCUUCCCCCUCAAGACUAUCCUCGAAACCUCAGAUGCGUCGAAACGUAGCUGCUCGUGGCAUGCUGUCAAAACUGUUGAAUCUGUUAUUCAGCUACUAGUAUUUACAGCUGAAUUUUCGGUUCAUUUGGACAAUAAACUGGGUGCUGAACUAGAACGGGCGACAAAGAAAAAGCCUCCUCAUGCUUCUACCUAUCAACUAUUAUUCAUGGGCAAAGACGAAAGCGACGCAAACAAGAGGGAUGGAGCAAAAGGCUCCGAAGUUAGCAAGAGCGUCUUUGAUGGGUUGCAAGCUGAUAUAGAAAGGGCCGGUCACGCACGUGUAUUUAUUGGCCAUGCAACUUCGCAAACUACUGGUAUAGGAGGGCACGCCUCAGCACAAUUUAUCCCGACAGUGGAGAGGGAAUCGAUCGACUUUAUCAACCGAGAUAUUUCCUCAUGGAACAAAGAGCUUUUGUACAUUGGCGGUUUGCUUGCAAGAGCGGUAUAUGAAAUUGAACUUACUUACAUCAAUGAACUCUGGCCUAGUAUCAUGAAUGGUACCACUACAUACUGGACCAACGAAAGCGACGCGGACAACCUUCUCCGGCUGUGGUUACAAAAUCGCUCUUUGCACGCCCUCCAAUUUUUUACGGUCUACCCCACUAAACCAUCAGCCGUUGUUGAGACAGAAUUCCAAGCUGCGUUCUUUGACUCGGGGCCAAUACCUAACCACCCCUUCCCUAUUAUCUCGACUCUCGGGGUGAGGUCCGUGGCUGAAGUGAGGAACUUUAACCCUAGGCUUGUUGGGCUGCUGAAAAAUACGCCUAUGCUUCUCCCGGAGAUUUCAACGAGCAACCCUCUAAUGCUAGCUGCAAUCCAGAAACGCGGGAUGUGCAUGGAUAUCAGUAUACAAGACGUCUUUAAGGAACUCAUAGAUCGCAUUUUGGAUGAACAAGAAGUAAUAGUACUGCUCCAAUGGCUAGCCGGUUUGAAUUGCAGCCGGCCAAACACAGGCAUACAGGAUCUCAAAGAGAUUUAUUCACGCACGAAGUUUUUCGAUCUUGGAAAGGAAGGAAGUCGCCGAAACGUCAUAUCUCUGAUCUCGAUCAAAACAUUUAUCAGCCAUCACCCUGCAAUUAUUCCUGUCGACAGUCCUUUACCGGGGCAUACACUCCCCCCGACAAUUAGUAUAUCUCUUGAAAAUCUGGAGCUCGAUAAGCUGUUUGGAUGGACCAAACUCAGUGUGCCUGACUGGAUCAGUUAUCUUACGUGCCCUGAAGUUCAAGGAAACAGAAACACGGAUAUUGGUCUCAACCCCAGGUUUGCUGAAACUGUACUGGGAGUCAUUGCACGCGCAUGGCCGUCUAUGAACCAAAGAGAUCAAAAGCGCAUCCAUCUCAUGCUCUCUAAUGUCUCUUGCAUUCCUACCACCGCCGGUCUUAAGAUCCCGAAAGAGGUGUAUCUUCUAAGUACGCAUGAAUUUCCAAAUCUAUCGGUCCUUGCCAUGCCUAGCGGGACACCGGUUAGGGGUACUUUUGAGAAAGUCAUGGUAGCUUUGGGGGUGAAGCAGCAUGUUGAACUAGAAAUCGUCUUCAGUCGAAUAACCCAGGAUCCCAACUGGACGACCGCUAAAUUAAUCAAAUACCUUGUCGAUGUUCAGAGUUCACUUUCUUCCGAUGAAAAGGAUUUAUUGAAACAGAGCAAAUUGUUCACGCGUGAGGGAGACAAAAGCCAAGGGGGGAUUUUGUUUUAUAGCGCUAGUGAACUGUAUGAGCCCAUUGAUAUCUUACGCAAUAUGGGGCUCCCAUUGUUAGCAUGGGAUUCCAGUGUGAGGUGGAAACCGGGUUCAGCGGCCAAUUUCCUCUUUGAAUUGGGGCUCAAAAGGUUCCCUCCCUUACAGGUCAUCCUUCCUCUUAUUGGAACAGCAGAUUUGAACAAACGCCGUAUCGUAAUUGAGUACUUUAUGAAAAAUUAUAACGCCUUUUACAAGCAUUAUCGAGCGGACUUUUUCAAGCGUUUAAGAUUUGUUCCAGCGAUCAAAGGCGAUGGAAGUGCCCUCUUAAGUGACCCUACAAUGGUUUACUCAAAUCCCAAAUGUGCCAGCAUGGGGUUUAAUAUCGUAGACCCCAGUUUGGACCAGGACCUAAUCUUCAAACUACAGAUUCGCAAGGACCCUUUGGUUGAUGCUUUGCUUGUCGUGCUGGCUGAUUCGCCUCCUCGUAACCAUGAUUUGGCACGAAAGUCUUACGAAUACCUUGCUAGCCGUAUCGGAGACUUCACGGUUGCUCAACUCACCUAUAUUGCCAUCACUGCAUUUGUGCCGGUACAAGUGCACAGCCAUUGUAUUUCCAAAGACCAAGACCAUUCUGUUCAACGAAUGUUCAAGCCCAGCGAGGUUUAUUUUGGAAACAUGGAAAUUCAGAACGACCCUUGUUCUGGCUUCUUCACCUAUAUUGACUUCGGGGCCGAUGCGGCUAAAUUUUUGAAGGUAGCUGGAGUCAAGGACCAGCCCAAUAGCUCGCAGAUCUGUCAGGCUAUCAUAAGCGACCCUAAGCGUUUUAAGGAUGCUGUGGGGGGUUACGAACAUUACCUGAACUACUUGAAACGCAUCGGAACACAAAUAGAUCUCUUCCGGCCUGAAGUUAUUCAAAAAAUGCGCCAGUCAUGUAUGCUAGUUGGGAAGAGAAAAUCCUCCGAGCUCUCCAAAGGCAACACUGAAGAAAGUGGAGAGAUGGGUGCAAGUGAUAAGAAAACAGACGGUGACGUGCAAUUUGAAUUGUUGACUCCUGAAGAGGUCGUAAUUGUUGACGAUAUACACACUUAUGCUAUAUUUGGACAUGCGGUAUGGAGCGCGCCUCAAGAAGACGAUAUAGAGACGCUCUACAAAACCCUGGGCUCAAGACGCCUCAGUUCGUUGGUGUCCCGAGACUACAAGAUCACUCCCUCAGAUAAGCAUAAGCAUUCAAAUAAAGCUGAAGAUAUUCGGUUGUUGUUACUCGAGCGUCUGCCCAUAUUCCUGCAAGGUUAUACGGACAAAGAUAUAUAUCUUACCCCUGAAUGGCUAUGUCGGGAUAGCAACCUACGGGUUAACAUGGCCCACCAAAUUCAACUAACACGCCAUCUUGAAGACACUCUUAAUCCCCCUGUUUCCCAAGAGCUUUCGGCCACGGCCGAGCGAGACGCAGCCCGGGAUACGGUUACCCUAUGGCUAAGUGAGGAGUUGGAGAUCGAUAGCUUCGAGAUUGCAAACGCCUUGUGCAGCGUUCUUCUAGCUUGUCCUAAGAUUAACGAUAGCAUGUUGUUCACGACCAUAUUAUCCGCCGAUGUAAAAGCUUUGAGGAGGCGAGGACUCGGCGUUGAUAGUUCUUAUACUCGCGGCAAAGUGGAAUAUGCACAGCCCAAGUUGACUCGGCCUCGAGUUGAAAACAAAAGCAGGGACUCUGGGGAGACCGAACUUCAUGCGGCGUCAAGCGUCCCUAAACCAACAGACUUGACAUCGAUCACCUUGCAGGCCGGUCGCACAUCUCCUGAGCCUUCCACUCCCGCGAUAGAUUCAGUGCCCCAAACUAACCCAAACGACAACACCGAGGAAGUACUCCCCACUCUAUAUUCAUGGUCAUUUCCCGGUGCCUUUGGUAGUACUAGUAACCUCAACUGGAUCAACCCCGCGGAACCUUGGUGGCUAGGAAAGACAUCACCACCACACCAAGAACCCCUUACUUCAGACCAGACCGCUGCACAUGAGCCGAAAUAUAACGUUAGCCUCGGGAUUCCACCCUUUUUAUUAGCUCGCGGGGGUCCCUCAGGGAGUGGGCCGCAACCUGAAUUCGCAUGGUCACUGCAGAGCUGGUUCAUGUAUUGUAGUCGACGGCAAAUAGUUAUGGUUAUGGAGCCACUGGAACAGGGGUACUGUCGUUUCGGCGAUUCCAUCGAAAGCUUUUUUUUCUCAGGACUAGUGGAUGGUUACCGAAUCUACACCACUCAAGACACCUUGCAUCCCAAACAGCUCUUGGCGCAAAUAUCUGAUUCAGUCACUCGGUUUGGAAGUCUGAUCGUGGCACCUCUACGGACUGUCUACGGCCUCUUGCCCUCGAGUGUACACAUCGUAUAUAGCAAUAAGGCAGGACUUAUUUCGCUCAGCCAUUACGAUUCGUGUAGUCUUUUCCUAAACUUCAAAUACUACAAGGAUUGGCACGAACGAGGGGACUUGCAAAAAACGUUGACUUUUUGGUACUUUGCUCUUGCCCGAGAGAUUGCUGAUAACUUGAGGGGCCCAUAUACAUAUUCCCGUGAUCACGAAUACGAAUAUAGUGUUAGAGUUCUAUUGGAGCACCAUUUUUCCGAGUUUUCUGCACUUCUUGCUCGUGUCAAAACUACUGCCCAGUGA
Messenger RNA from Rhizoctonia solani, 5151 nucleotides. RefSeq names its product protein-histidine kinase. The coding region runs from base 1 to 5151 and encodes 1716 amino acids. The transcript has 23 exons. The record is from RefSeq and is a predicted model, not a curated record. Lineage: Eukaryota; Fungi; Basidiomycota; Agaricomycetes; Cantharellales; Ceratobasidiaceae.